This is a messenger RNA of Phycomyces blakesleeanus NRRL 1555(-), 630 nucleotides long. RefSeq lists its product as hypothetical. Gene Ontology annotation, molecular function: calcium ion binding. The transcript is spliced from 4 exons. The record is from RefSeq and is a predicted model, not a curated record. The coding region runs from base 51 to 533 and encodes 160 amino acids. NCBI's taxonomy places the organism in Eukaryota, Fungi, Mucoromycota, Mucoromycetes, Mucorales, Phycomycetaceae.
CCUUUCUCUCUUUUUAUUUACUUUUUUAUUUUCUGGUUCUCAAAUAUCAAAUGUCAAACCUUGUCCUCAGAGUAGCUAUCAUUGGCGCCAGAGAUCUUGCUGCAGCUGACCGAAACGGAAGUUCUGACCCUUAUGCCGUCGUUCGCAUAAACGACAAAAAAUUCACAACAAAAGUGGUCAAGCAAACUUUGGAUCCUGUCUGGGACUUUGAUUUUGAUUUUCCCAUCAAGCUUGGAAAGGUUCCUAAUGGAGUGACAAUCACUAUCUGGGAUAGUGACACCCUUGGACGCGACUUUUUGGGAGAAAUUACUCUGCCAUUCAAGAACAUAUUCGACCGUAAUGCUGGUGGUAUUGCAGAUGGUGUACCUCGCCACUUCUUUGAUCCAGAUAACAAAUCAUGCUGGUUCAAUCUGUCAAAGCGUAGUGAGAAGGACGUCGUGUCUGGAGACAUCUUGGUCAAGUUUGGCUUUAUUGAAGAUCAUGACCGAGACAGCAAAGAAUAUGUUGAGGCAUGGUCAAAGUUGCUUUUAUGAAAAAAAAAAUUACAAUAGUAAAUAUUCAAAUAUACAUAUAUACAUACAUACAUAUAAAUAAACAAAUAAACUAAAAAACCUCUUUAAAAUCAUUGAA